GGCGCAAGGACGCUCGCCAGCUACAGUUACAUUUUACCGCCAGUCUUCGCGAGGCGGCAUUUUCAUUUGAAUAACUGGUUAUUCUUAAUUUCGAAGUGAGAUUAAUUGCGUAGCGGAUAUACAAAAAAAUCGGUUUUUUUCAACCAGCCGAAUAUGGUAUGAAGUCAUUCGAGAGCCGUUGAAUAUUUAAGUUGGUUUUGUUCAGACGACGGUAGUGGAGGAUACGUUCAACUUUCGUCUUCUAAAAUCGAAAUGCACGACAAUUUUGCGGUGUACGUAGAUAAAGUGGUGAAAAAAUAUGGAUCGAAGGAAAUUUUACAGCAACUAUGCAUGACCGUCGAAAGAGGAUUCAUAUACGGCCUGUUGGGUGCCAGCGGUUGCGGGAAAACCACCCUAUUGAGCUGCAUAGUUGGCCGGAAGAAAAUCGAUGGUGGUGAAAUUUGGGUCUUGGGAGGGAAACCCGGAGAAGCAGGAAGCGGAGUACCCGGACCCCGAGUAGGCUACAUGCCUCAAGAUAUUGCCUUGGUUGGGGAAUUCACCGUAAAAGACGCCAUUUACUAUUUCGGAAGGAUCUUCGCUUUGGAAGAGAACACUAUCGCUGAGCGCUAUCGGCAAUUGCACGAUUUGCUUGAAUUACCACCAGAUGAUAGGUAUUUGAAAAAUUGCAGCGGAGGACAACAACGAAGAGUCUCCUUAGCUGCAUCCCUAGUUCACAAACCAGAAUUGCUAAUAAUGGACGAGCCUACAGUUGGUGUAGAUCCGGUUUUAAGAGCUAGAAUUUGGGACCACCUGGUAGAAAUAACUAGAAAAGAAAAUACAUCCGUCAUAAUUACCACGCAUUACAUAGAAGAAUGCCGGCAGGCUAAUAAGAUUGGUCUUAUGCGGGAAGGAAGACUUCUGGCAGAAGAAUCCCCCAGUCGAUUAAUGACAUUAUUCAACAGCGAAACUCUCGAGGAUGUUUUCCUGACGCUCAGCAGAAGACAGGAGGAAGGGAAACUGCCUGCUAUAAGUUCCCAACCGAUCGUGGACGAUCAGAACAACUCUGUUAUAGUAACAGAUAAUACAGGAUCUAGAACUAGCGUUGCUUCGGUUUCCACGUUCGAAAUCGGCCAUGGAUCCACCGAUAUACUAACUAAGAAGAAAACGGUUAUAAAAUCGGAAAACUCGCUCAAUAAAAAUAGGAUGAAAGCUCUAUUGGAUAAGAACUGGAAGCAAUUCUACAGGAACGUUACGGGUAUAUUUUUCCUGAUGACUUUUCCCAUAAUCCAAAUCGGGAUAUUCAUGAGCGCUGUAGGUGGCGACAUCAAGAGCAUCCCCUUGGGUAUUGUUAAUGAUGAGGCGACUAUUGUAUCUUGUAAAGACUUUUCCUGGAAUGGUACAGCUAUUCCUUCGACGACAGAAUACGGGGAAUGCCAUUUUCGAAAUUUGAGCUGCAGAUUUUUGACUCACUUGGAUCAUCCGAUGAUAGAUAAGGUGUAUUAUGAGAGUUUGGAUAAAGCAAAGGAAGACGCCAUCCAUGGAAAAAUUAUUGGAGUAAUGUAUUUAUCAUCGAAUUUCACGGAUACUCUGGAAAUCAGGAUCAAAGACGGGAAAGAUGCUGAUGAAGAGAUUGUCGAUUUAAGCGAAAUUAAAGUAUGGAUGGAUAUGUCUAAUAGACAAAUUGGAGCUACACUAAAAUACAAAUUGAUCGAUUUAUACACCGACUACCAAAACAAACUCUUCGAAGACUGUGGUUUUGUUCCUGGUUUGGGUGAUUUACCAGUAGAUAUCAACUUUAUUUAUGGAGAUAUAAACGAACCUUAUACAGUGUUUAUGAUACCAGGAAGCUUCAUAACCAUAAUGUUCUUCAUGGGUGCCAUGAUGACCUCUCAAAUAAUAAUAACGGACCGACACGACGGUGUUUGGGACAGAUCUAUCGUGGCGGGGGUGACUUCCAUGGAGAUCACCAUAACCCAUCUGGUGCUACAAGCGACGAUUUGCAUUUUCCAAACCUUGGAGUUACUCAUAGUGGUGUUUGCUGUCUACCAGCAGGAAUACUUGGGCAGCUUGUGGUUGAUUUAUCUCAUGAUCUAUCUGCAGGGAAUUUGUGGAAUGUCUUACGGAUUUUGGGUUUCCGUUAUAAGUACCGAUCAUUCGAUGGCGAAUACGGUUCUUACAGGAAUAUUUUUGCCGAUGAUGAUGCUGAGCGGUUUGAUGUGGCCCACAGAAGGAAUGCCUCCGUUCCUGAGGUACUUUGCUAAGUGCCUACCAUUCACUUUGUCCAUCGAAUCCUUAAGAAACGUGACGAAAAAAGGCUGGUCCAUAGACCAUCUUCAAGUAGCUAAUGGAAUCGGUGUUGGUUUAAUAUGGACCAUCUUCUUCGGCACGUUGAGUGUUUACCUGAUUAAAAAGAAGCGUUAAAUAGCAGUAUUUUAUAUCUAGGAAAAUGCGAUUAUUACUUACCUAUAGGUGAAUUUAUAUAGAUAGGUAAAGGAAUGUUCGAAUAAUUAAUUGCACUAGCAAUUGCGAAUAUUGUGAUUAUGUAAAUUAGAAACAAAGGGGUUUU
Molecule: messenger RNA, 2545 nt
Organism: Phyllotreta striolata
Lineage: Eukaryota; Metazoa; Arthropoda; Insecta; Coleoptera; Chrysomelidae
Source: the annotation of a GenBank genome assembly